Messenger RNA from Trypanosoma conorhini, 1734 nucleotides. RefSeq names its product E2F target protein 1. The record is from RefSeq and is a predicted model, not a curated record. Gene Ontology annotation, molecular function: chromatin binding. The transcript has a single exon. Lineage: Eukaryota; Euglenozoa; Kinetoplastea; Trypanosomatida; Trypanosomatidae. Gene Ontology annotation, biological process: DNA-templated DNA replication. Bases 1 to 1734 code for a protein of 577 amino acids.
AUGGAUGUUGGAUGCUGCCAGGCGGAAGUCGGCAAACUGAUUCGAGAUAAGGCGGAAGAGCUGAAUGAUGUUGGGGCCGCGUUGGCGUUUGUGCACCACCAUGUCCUCGACAAGCUGCAGACGUCGGAGUCCGUGCCACCCGUGCCUGAUGUCUUCCCGCCGUGUGCCCUACAACGUGUUUCUGGCCAGUUGUGCCGUUGUCGGGGCAUGAUUCAGGAGGUGGAGCCAAACCUCUCGCUAUACCGGGCCUCUUCUUUGGACUUCUUUGGUGGCACCGAGGAUGAAAACACGACGAUGCUAGAGGCCACCCUCCUUUACGUCAUUCCUGUGCCCGGCAACUCCUACUUUUACGACGCCCCACCGGAGGGGCAGAGCGAGGAACGAGCUGCCGCCUCCAACCUGCCAGCUCCGGGGCACACCUCCGGCGAUCGCAAGCGCCGGGAGCGGCCUGAUCGGCAACUGCAAAACUCAGACGUGGAGCGUGACUCCAAACAGCCUCGUCAGGAACCGGCAUCCAGAUGCGGUGAGGUUCCUCAAUCAAUGUUAAAUGUACCGCUCUACCAGAAGCUCAAUCUCCCACACCCACCUCUUAGUGGACUACUUCACACGGCGUGUGUCGUAACGGUGAUUCAGCACUCCGCUGUCGACGGCAACCGGCUGCAGCUCAACGAUGUCGUGGACUUUUUUGGUUUCCUGGACGAUGACUUGGCAGCCACCGGCUCUCAGAGUUUGGAUCCAGCCGACGAGUUUGGGGCCUUUGCUUCCUGGCAUGCAGAGCAACUUCCGCCGUCGCUGCUCUCGCGGAUGACAUGCAUAUCGUGGAGACAUGUUUUUUUUGCCCCAAUGCGUCCAUUAGCAUCACACUACUUUGAAAGUAAGCGCUCACUGGUUGUGCUUUAUUUGGCAAACACUAUUUGUCAAGGCGAUGCCCUACUUGCUGAAUACGUUCUUUUGCAUCUAUGCGCCCGUGUCAUCACGCAUGAGCGUGCAACACCUAUUGGUGAUAUUCCUCUCCGCGUAGAAGCGCAAACCAUUGACCCCGAGGCGUGGUCAUCGUUUAUGCGCAGCAUUGCGCCCGUAGGUGAGGUGCUGUUUGCCGCGUCGCAGUUGUCAAGCGUCGAUCUUCGCAUUGCGCCCCGACAGGAUCACAUGACGAAUGUGCUUCGCACCGGUGCUUUGCAGUUGGCUAACGGAACGCACGUGACUUUAGAUUGCCAGGCCGUUUCAAAGGCAAGCAGUGCUUUGCAUGACGCUCUUUUCACCGUAAUACAUAAGCAGGUGCUUCCGCUUCAAUACCCUUAUCAGGUGCAUGAACUGCCCAUUGACCUCAGCUUCCUUGCUCUUUCUACAGUGAGGCUUUCGGAGGAAAUUGACGCCCUCCAACUUGCCACCUCCGUGCGAUGGUUGCCGGAGCUUCCAAUGGCCGCAACGCACGCCGCAAAUAUUUCGGCGAAGGACGUGCGUGAUUAUCUUUCGCAUGUGCGGUGCGUCCGUCGAGGGUUUGACUGUGAGGGCACUUCCCAGGCGCGUCGCUUGGCUGACAAGUUGGUCGACUUUUCGAAGUCGGAGCCAGCCUGGAAUAACCACGAUCCGUUUAUUCAUAACAAUUCCUUUUCCAUGGCUGCCGCACUUAUGCGCGCCUGUGCGGCGAGUUUUGGUCGAGAGAGGAUCUCCGAUGACGAUGUUGAGCAUGUUCUUCGUCUUGAAAAGGAUCGGGUGGCACGCUGCUGUUAA